AACCAGCUUCUGGCACUUAAAGCCGAAAACACCAGUAAACAUCUGGAAAUUAUAGAGCUGAAGUGCAAAAUGAGAAGUCUCGAGAAAAUCAUCUGCUUAAUGAAGAAAAAACUCAAGAACGAGUUGAACAAAGAGACAAAAAGUUCCUUCACUCAAACUGACAAUAAGCAGAAAGCUGACAAAGGAAAUCAAACCCAGAAAAACCUGAGAGCAAAAAGACCUGCAUCAGACACGUCACAACCCACGACUGUUAAAAGACCUCGAAUCAAUGCUGCACAGCACAAAAACAACAAAACACAAUCCCUCAUCGCUUGUGCAUUGGAAACUCUUCAUGAUGCCAGUUAUGAUUUAUUAUCUACUAACUGGGUUUCUGCACUACUUAAAGGGAGUUGUAAACUUCCUGGUCUGACAGAUGAGGAAAAAUCGGUCACAUCUGUGUUUUGUGUAAACAAGUGCUUAACAGAGACGUUUCUGACAGUCAUUUUGGACAAGAUCAAGGCAGAGAAAAAGUCACAUAAUGUCCUGCAGUUUCUCUGUCGGGUUUAUGUAGCCUUAUGUCAGCAGAGAGGAGACUCUCAUAAAGUGCACACCCUCGCCUACAGACUUCUUAAAGAAGACUUUCCUGAAGCCCCUAAAUUAAUAAUGGUCAUGGUGACAGCAUGGCCAUGUGUUUUUUCCUAUGAUGCCCCUUUAUGCAGAGCCAUACACAUCGUGACCAAAAUGAAAGCGGGCGGAGAUAUUUUAUGCUUGCUCAGCAAAUAUCUGCACUGGGAUAGGGUUCCUCCUGGAAACAUCUGCAGCACCAUCACCAGCACACUGAAGGCUCUUCUGGAAGACAAACGUCUGACAUUCCAGAAGAGCCGCUGGUAUGGUGAGGAUCUCUGUCCUACCGCCUGGGACUACGUAUUCAGCCUGGAUCUUCUUUGUGCACAACUGGGCUGGAUGUGGACCGACACCCAUGUUAUUCGAAAACGUGUUUGGCUGAUCUUGAACACUUGGCUGUUGGAAACACAAACAAAGAGAAGGCAGUUUAGAAACGUCUCUGUUGCAGCAGUUAUCAGGCUACUUGGGCGACUUGGCCAACAAGGCCUUAAGGAGAACCUGGCAGCAUCAGUGGAAAAUCUGACAAAAAGCAUCAUUGAGUUUGGGACACAAAAAGUCUUGGAAGAUAUGCCGUGGGAGGUGCAGCUGUCAUUAAUCUAUGCCAGUCAUGAUCUUGCACCCAGCAACCCCAAAACCACUCUCAAGACUUUGCAAUUAUGGCAGCAAAAGUUCACAAAGCCCGUUCCCCCAGCCGUCACCAAGUGCAUUAGUCAGAUCAGCUUCCUGUCAUCCAAAAAAAAGCCAACAAAUGUUUUCUAG
This is a messenger RNA of Silurus meridionalis, 1362 nucleotides long. RefSeq names its product little elongation complex subunit 1-like. The record is from RefSeq and is a predicted model, not a curated record. The transcript has 11 exons. NCBI's taxonomy places the organism in Eukaryota, Metazoa, Chordata, Actinopteri, Siluriformes, Siluridae. The coding region runs from base 70 to 1362 and encodes 430 amino acids.